AUGAACUAUUUAAGUACCUUCAGUAAAUUUAAAUUAUGCUCACCAAAAUCACACUUCAACAACCGCACAACCACAUCGUAUACGGCUACCCAACACAAACCAUACCACACUCCACAACACAACAGAACAACACUAACACACCACGCAACCCACACAAACACAAUCCAUACCCCACACAUCACAAACCCGAUCACACAACCAUUCCCACACAACACUCGACAUAACUACGUCCCCCACACCAACACCCACACAACCUCUACAAACUCUUCCCCUCAUACACAACCCACACCACACUACCAGUACACACACUACCUCCACACAAACACCACCAACCCAACACACCCACCAAGCCCCACGACACACAGCAACCAAAGUCAACCCACCCACUACAACUACAACUAUACAACCCACACCAUUUACACACAAGCCCACAUACGGCCACGACCGGACACCAACACUACACCACACACACCACACUCUAUUACACGCACGACUACUGACAACCCAACAUAUCCUGGACACAACUACAACAAGAACGCUUCACAUCACCACACCCAAUCAAUCACACACCUCACACUAACAGACUCUGCCACACAACUACGACUUCUGAACACCAACCCACAUACACGACACAUGAAACCAGACCCACUACACAUAAUACCUCUCACACAUCACACGAUCCCACACUAA
Messenger RNA from Penaeus chinensis, 690 nucleotides. RefSeq names its product histidine-rich glycoprotein-like. The coding region runs from base 1 to 690 and encodes 229 amino acids. NCBI's taxonomy places the organism in Eukaryota, Metazoa, Arthropoda, Malacostraca, Decapoda, Penaeidae. The transcript is spliced from 4 exons. The record is from RefSeq and is a predicted model, not a curated record.